AUGGGACCUUCGUUGGAGAUAGCAUUCUCGAUGAGGAAAUUGUCUCAACCCUCAUUGUCGAAAUCUCUAUAUUCAUAUUCGUGUUCUUUAUCCUCUUCUGUCUAUACUUCUUCUGGAAAAGAAAGCGUGAAACAGAGGAGCUGCAGAGAGGCAGCCUGCCACAGCAACAGCAGCAGCCCUCAAACAACGGUAACCCACAACCACCAGAUGAGCAGCCUGCCACAGCAACAGCAGCAGCCCUCAAACAACGGUAACCCACAACCACCAGAUGAGGAGCCGCGAACGAAUACAGGGCUUGCACCAGAAGUUAUCAGUAACUUCCCGACAUCAAAGAUUGGUACUGAUACAGUGCCCUCGCCAUAUUUCUCGAAGAAUAAUGACUGCGUAAUCUGCUUCGAGGGUUUCUUGGAUGAUGAGGUCGUCAAGGAGUUGCAACCCUACCUCCAUACAUUCCAUGUCAAGGAGUUGCAACCCUGCCUCCAUGCAUUCCAUGGAGACUGUGUUGACAAGUGGCUCGGCAGGGAUAACCGUUGCCCAUCUUUCAGAGGGUCUCUCAUACAGCCCUGA
Amborella trichopoda is the source of this 567-nucleotide messenger RNA. NCBI's taxonomy places the organism in Eukaryota, Viridiplantae, Streptophyta, Magnoliopsida, Amborellales, Amborellaceae. The record is from RefSeq and is a predicted model, not a curated record.